GCGGUUUAAAUGACGCGCAGUUCCUCAAAUGAUAAGAGGAAAGAAAAUAAAAAUAAAAAUAAAAGUCGCGCCGCGGAUCCGAGUAGGUGACCCGUCCGUCCAGAGUGUCCGCGCAGCGCUUUGGAGGAUUUAGUGAAUGUCACUUUAAGAUCCUGACUUCACUACACUCAACUCACUGAAAAAGACAGCCAUGUUCUUCAUUGGGUCUUUGUUUCUUAUGCUUUGGCUCUCUCAAGGUGUGUUCUGUGAAGUUGGCUAUAAACUCACCGUGCCUCAGAAAGUAAAAGCUAACCGCGGCUCCUGUCUGUUGAUUCCAUGUCAAUUCACGUCUGUUAGGCCAGUGGGGUCUUCACCUGUUGGUGUCUGGAAGGUUGGUUCAAAGACUGGCACAAAGGUUUCAAGCAAUAACCAAUCACUAGACAUAUGGAAGAACCUCAAUGUUUACUUGGUUGGUGACUUAAAAGUAAAGAACUGUACAACCUUAUUAUACGGAAUCCAACCUAAUCAUGCAAAGAAGUAUUACUUCAGAGAAGAAACCAUUACAUAUAACUUUGAUGAUUUUGUUGAAAUUACAAUUCAGGACUCUCUAGACUUGCCAGUGAUCAACACACCAGCUCAGAUGAUGGAGGGCACACUCGUAACUCUCAACUGCUCUGCUCCGGCUCCUUGUGCCGACGAGAAUCCCUCCAUCCAGUGGGACAACCUUCUGAAUGGGACUGCGAAUCAAAGCGAGACCACCAGGGCUGAUGGCAACAAGGCCAUGCUGUCCAUCCUGACUUUCACAGCCUCCUUUCUGCACAACAAGAAGACCCUCACCUGCACAGCUCAGUACACCGUGGGGUCUGUGAACAAAACAACAAAGAGGACCACAACCCUUAAUGUCCUCUAUGCACCUAAGAAGACCUCAGCUUCAAGUCAAGCUGGUGGAGUUUUAGAAGGUCAGCCUGCGACUCUGACCUGCAGCUCAGAAGCAAACCCAGCGGUGUUCCAGUACACCUGGUUCAGAGGGAAUGAAGAGACCCCGAUAGACACAGGACCAACUCUGACCUUCAGACAAGUGACGAUCAGUCAGGCCGGAGUGUAUUACUGUCAGGCAAGAAACACACAUGGAGCAGAGACGUCACCGCCUGUGACACUGGACGUGCUGUAUCGUCCAAGAAACACAUCUGCCGUCACAAAUGUUCAUGGAGUGAUAUCAGCAGGCACGACUGUGACACUGAGGUGCACCUCCAAGGCCAACCCGCCCGCCAAUUACAUCUGGUUUAAGGUAGACGGACCCUCAGAUUUACUCCGAGGAUUCGGAGAGGAGCUGCUCCUCUGUAAAGCUACGCAGAACGACAACGGGAGAUACGUCUGUCAGGCAGAGAAUCAGUUUGGACGAGAAAACUCGACAGCUUUGAGUCUGGAGGUCAUGCCUAAAAAAGAGAACUUCAACGUCACCACAAUUGCUGUUUCGAUUUCAUCAGGGGUCCUGGUAGUCUUGAUGGUGUUGUGUCUGCUUGUGUAUCUACAAAAAAAAAGGAAGAUGAAAAUGGAGAACGGAAAAGAAACACAGAGCUCUGAGGGGACCGACGUGAAGAAGCCUGAGACGGACACAACGAGUGAAGAUGACGGCAUGGCUCUCUACUCCAAUAACCUGGUCUUUAACUGCGUUACAAACAAACGUGAUAACUGCAAAGAAGUAAAGAAAGACAAUCAUCUGUAUGACAACAGACUGACUUAUGCUGAUCCUCAAAAAAGGAAAACCCAAACUACGGCCGAUCAAGGCAACAUGGCACUAUACUUCAAUAACUGUUCCAUCAAUGAAAACCUUGAGGAAAUCCAGGACUAUGAUGAAGGAUUUGUAGAUAAUGUCACGUAUGAGUUUUGUGAAUUUCCAAAGGGAAAAUCCCAAAGCGAAGAUGAAGAACUCCAAUAUGCUUCGGUCAGUUUCUUCAAAUUCAAAAAUGGGCAGCAGGAAGACGGUGAGAUGGCGAAGGACAACUCCCCGGAUGUCACUGUGUACGAUGUCCUCCCGUGUAAGGAGGCCGAGCACUCACCCGCUCCGGAGGACACCUGUCUGUACGCAGAGGUUAAAAAGAAAGUGAGCAGCAGCAGCAGCAGCGCGACACACUGAGGAGGAGCACACAAAGGGAAUGGACUUGGGCUUCGCUGCUUCUGCUUAUUCUCACGUUUCUCCUCUGCGCCACAUCUCAGGACCCUCAAUUAUGAGAGCAAAGGGGGCAAAACGCAACCACAACCUAACUCUAAAUGGCAGCACUGACACAUCCAGAUGAGAGAGCCCAGCUGUUAGACUGGAGGCAUCAUAAACUGUGAGCAAAUCAAGUCCAAGAGCAGCCCUUCAACUGAUACGAAAUUCACCGAUCCCAUCAAGGGUGCUGCUCAACAGGAACCUGAUCAGGUAACGACAACUGUAAAAUUGAUCAGAUAUUAAUAAUUAUGAAAUACCAGUAGAGGGGCCUUUCACACUCACCUUCAACAUGGAAGUGUACCGUAGGCCACCCAACUGAGUGGACACCAUGGAGGAUUAGCUAGGACAGUUACACAGCCACUGGUUCACAGUUUCCAUACUCUUCACAUUUCCAAGCCUCGUCCAUCCAGUGGUGUAUGAAGGAAGGGCCCUGGUGUGAAAGAAUAAAUUGGGUUUCUCUUGUGUGAAAUGAAAUUCAAACCAACUAACGGAUGAGCAACAUCAAAGUGAUACGUCAGCAUAUAAGAGCCAUAGAAGUCCAAAAGUCAGAAUUUCGCUUAAUGGAUUUAUGGGAAUGAAAACACUAGGGACCUUUUCACUCCAGCCCUAUUCCUAGUAGACCAUCACCUUAAUGAGGACCUGCCCCAGAGUGCUCUGGACCUCCAACUGGACCACAGGCUCACCUUCCAACAGGACCAAGCAAAGUCAACACAGGAGUGGCUGUGGUCAG
Erpetoichthys calabaricus (reedfish) is the source of this 2921-nucleotide messenger RNA. RefSeq names its product sialoadhesin-like. The record is from RefSeq and is a predicted model, not a curated record. The transcript has 9 exons. Bases 191 to 2116 code for a protein of 641 amino acids. Lineage: Eukaryota; Metazoa; Chordata; Cladistia; Polypteriformes; Polypteridae.